Messenger RNA from Ilex paraguariensis (yerba mate), 1259 nucleotides. The record is from the annotation of a GenBank genome assembly. Lineage: Eukaryota; Viridiplantae; Streptophyta; Magnoliopsida; Aquifoliales; Aquifoliaceae.
AUGUCCAGAGUUUUAUUUGAGCACAUGACCGGUCGGUAUUUGGUCUCGUGGAACACAAUGAUUGCUGCAUAUGGAAUGCAUGGAAGAUGUGUCCAGGCUCUCAAAUUGUUUGACCAAAUGAAAAAGGAGAAUGUUGUGCCUGAUGACUUAACCUUCAGAUCAGUACUUGCCGCCUGUAGUCAUUCUGGCUUGGUAGAAGAGGGUCUGCAUAUUUUUAGAUCCAUGAAAGAAGAGUAUUCAAUGAUUCCAUCGGAAGAACAUUAUGGGUGUGUGAUAGACUUAUUAAGUAGAGCAGGACGGCUUGAAGAAGCUUAUGAUUUGCUGCAAUGUCUGCCACCAAGACAAAGUGCUUCUGCACUUGGUGCUUUGCUUGCUGCUUGCAGAGUUUAUGGAAAUUCUGAGAUGGGGGAAACUGUGGGAAGCGGUGAAGUGUUGGAAGAGCUCGAUCCGCAUAUAUUGGAUGUGAGGAAGGAGAGGUUUCGGAAUUUGGCAAAGAAUCGGAGCUAUUCAGUGUGUUUGUUGGUUGAGGGAUUGUGUGAUUUCGGGAAUGUUUCUGCAACAUUUUGGUCAGUGGAUGCGCUAGGGUUCCAGUCAGUUCAUGUUGUGCCCUGUGACAGCUCGAAAAGGUACGGAGACAAUCGUCAUGUGAGCAUGGGAGGUGAGAAAUGGUUAGAUAUCAAACUUUGGAACUCUACCGAGCGGUGCUUCAAAGUUUUAAAAUCACGUGGUUAUCGUAUUGCCACAACGCAUGUGGGAAUGGAUGCGGUUUCCAUUUAUGAUAUGGACUGGUCAUGCCCAACCGCAAUAGUUGUUGGAAAUGAAAAUAGGAAAGACAAAAGAUAUUAUACCAGUUCUGGUUGUGGUUUAUCUAGCCCGUAUAUAAGACUCAGAAUACCAGUGAAGUAGGUUGACUCGAACAUGUUUUCAAUGCUUGAAUAACAUCAUAGCUGGUAAGCUUAUAUUGCAUUCAGUAGUGUUUCUCCGAAACGCGAACUUGAGCACAUGUUUUGCUAUGUGGAGUAACGUAAACCUUUUUUUGGGAGUAUAAUCAUCUUAAUCAAAAGUUACAAUUUGAAAUUGGUGAAUUUCUGAUCCCAGUGGGAUAAGCAACGAGGCUCUGGAGUUGUCAGAUCUGCAUUGCAGUAUUCCUAUGAAAGGCAUGGUGGAUUCUUUCAAUGUUUUUGUUGCUGCUGGCAUUCUCAUGCACCAUGCCGUCUGUGACAGGACUUCUCGCUUGUGGAUGAUCAGUUGCUAUACAG